This is a messenger RNA of Synchiropus splendidus (mandarinfish), 4423 nucleotides long. Its product is annotated as coiled-coil domain-containing protein 136-like. Bases 215 to 1468 code for a protein of 417 amino acids. Lineage: Eukaryota; Metazoa; Chordata; Actinopteri; Syngnathiformes; Callionymidae. Gene Ontology annotation, cellular component: acrosomal membrane. The record is from RefSeq and is a predicted model, not a curated record. The transcript has 10 exons. Gene Ontology annotation, biological process: acrosome assembly; single fertilization.
CUCUGACGUCGCUCUGCAUCAUGCUGGUGCUGAGGAGAGAAUAUAGGACACCAGAAGGAGAAGAGGAGGAGGAGCGGAUCUGCAGCCCAGUCAGAUCAGCAGGAAGCUGCAGCAGCAUCGUCUCAUCAGGAUGAGUUCUGAAUUGCUGUGAGGUGCUUCGUCUCUGUGCAUAUUUGAUCAACUCCGCUGCAUUAGCUCAUAUUCCAGUGAGGACAUGGAUGCUUUCAGGCUGCCUCCUCUGAUCGAAGAGCUCCUGGACUCCACUGAAGACCUGAGUGACCUGAAGGAGGAGAAGCCCAGUGUGUUGGAGGUUAGCCUGAAAGAUGAGAAGGAGAACCGUGAUAAAGAGAUCAUGGCAGCGGAGAAGGGUCAGUAUGAAGAAGAAAAAGAGGUCCUGAAGGAGGAGGAGGAGGAGAAGCAUGGACAAGAAGGAGAGGACAAUAAGGAGAAGGAGCUGGAGGAGAUGAGGACACAGAUGCUGCAACUGCUGCAGGAUCUGGAGGACACCAGAGAGGUUUCUCAAAAACACGAAGAAAGUAUGCUGGAGCUGCAAGGGAUGCUGGAGGAGGAGCGGCUGGCGAGCGCCCACCAGGCUGAGAGCUUUACACGCCAGAUCCAGAGGCUACAAGCUCAGCUGCGCUCCGUCCAGGAGGAAAUGGAUAGCCUAGAAGAGGAGAAGGAGAGUGAGCUGGAGGAGGCACAAGAGGAGCUUCGCUCAGCUCAGGAGGAGGUGCUGGCCUUGCAGCAGGCGGCUGAGGAGGAAGCUGCAGAGAGGGAGAACGACAUAGCCUCCCUCCAAGAGGAGCUCUGUCGCCUGCGGGCAGAGUUGCAGCGUCUCCAUGCCACGACGCAGGAGUAUGAGCUGGAGGUGACAACGUUGAGGGCGGAGAUCCUGAUGAAGAGCAGAAACACAGACACCUACGAGGCGUUGAACAAGUUAACCGAUGAGUUUGUUUCUCUGAGCAACGAACGUCAGUCACUGGCAGAUGACAACGAACAUUUGAACAUGAAAGUGGACCAACUGCAGCAGAAGCAAGCAGACCUGAGUGAGGAUGUGUAUCUGGCAGUCAGGGCGGCAGGUGACACUCAUGCCCAGAGAGGCCAGGGCAUGGGAGAUGCCUAUAUCACUCUGUCCGAACAUCCAGACUCCAUUGAGGACCAGGAGUCCUCCUUGUGUGUUGAACUUGACAACCUGAAGGUUCAGCUUCAGCGAGCUGAGGAAAAAGCCCAUGAAGUUCAGAAACAGUGUGAUGGUCUCAAGGGCGAGCUGGUCGACCUGCAGCAGCAGUAUGACUCCAGUCAGCGAGAGCGAGAGGCUUUGGCUCAGGAACUCCAGCAAUGCCAGGCUGAGCUGCGGAAGCUUCUGGAAAGGGGAACUCAGCAGCCCCCUGUCCUCUCCGCCCCCUUCAUAGGGAUCAUUGUUAUAGUGGCCUUGAUUUGGUGCUGGUGGGAGGAGCUGGCAUCCUAAAGGGACCAGACCAACCUCGGAGGCUGGAACCUGGCAGUGGCAGCAGUAGCAGCGGCUGCCAUCAUAGUUUUAGUCGCUAUGAGGGCCUGAAGGAUUCCUCAGACAGGGAGUGACCUGAUGGUGACCUUUGGAAAUGUAGGAUUGUCAUCUUCGGUUGGGCGCUGAUCUCAUUCGUGUCUCGAUGUCUGCUCACCACAUUUCUCUUUUGGGGGUGGCCAUUGUCGUCGCAGUAUCACUGGAGAGAAGGUUGUCUGGAGCCGGUCCUAAGAUUAUUGAUCAUAUCUUCAGACCACAAUACUGUUGGAGAUUAGUGGACAGUUGUUGACGGAGGACUCCUCACUUAAACUGUAAAGUGGAGAGCUGGAAUUGUUCUUAAAUGUUCAAAUUCUGAACGCUUCAACUGUCAUUUGAAACAAUUAGCGGUCUCAUAUAUAUAUAUGACACUACGGUGGCCCGGAAGUCGCACAGAAAAUGCAAAACGCCGCAACAAUUGAAAACACCGAAACACAACAUUUACCCACAAGUUGUUGUGUUGUAGCGUUUGCUUUUGUUGCGGCUCUUGCAGAUGUGUUGUGAGUUAAUGAUGUAGUGUUGUGGCAUAUUCAUUUGUGGUGGCUUUUGCAUUUGCUGUGAGCUUUCCCGGCCACCGUAUAGACCAGAUCUUGGUUUCAAUAAGACUUACUGUAUUUUUGAUAUGAUCCGAAAUCUCCCAUGAAAUUUAAAUACUGUUGGAGAAGCCUCCCAGUUGUCAACACUGCAACUCAGGCAGAAAUUUGUAGGAUUCAGUCUUCACCACAAGAGGGCAGGACAAACUCAUACGUACGGUCAAAUAAAUAGUUGAAAAAAAAAAUGCAAAUUAACAUCAACAUGAACAUCAACUUGUAAAUACUGAAUGUUGAUUUGACAUGUCAAUGAUGAUUAUUUUCUUAAUUAUGUUAUUUUUUUCUGUAAAUGUGAGCGUGAUAGCAAAUUUCCACUUUAAAAUAUAGCUUUUCAAGAACAUCACAGACAGGAGGACAAUAUAAAAGGUUUUCCACAAAUGUAUAUUUGAAUCCUGUACAUUAAAAUCAUAAUUAUGUUUGCAAAUUAUUGCUCAGAAGUACAACAGAAAUAUAAAAAAGUUAAUGCACUCAGAUUUCUUUAUAUUCUGCAUUCAUAUUGUUAUGGUGGUAUAGUGAAUCCAUGCUCAUGAAUUCAUCUUUGGGGCCACAAAUGGACAGAUUUUCCUGUUUCAUCACACAAAACCUCAUAGGAAAAUACAGUAUGAUGCUAACUUUUGAUUAUACAUUCAUUCACAGAGAGGAAUAUAUUUAAUGUGAUGCAAAAAUAAGAAGCCCUGUAUAUGACCAAGAAAACAUAUUUAAUUGAGUUGUUUUUAUCAUUUUGUAUUAAAUAUUAUUUUUUACAAAGCAAGCUAUUUUGCUAUCUUGUUUAUGUUUUGCAGAGUAUUUAUUAUUAUUAUUAUUAUUAUUAUUAUUAUUAUUAUUAUUAUUAUUAUUAUUAUCAUUAUUAGUAACAAUAAUAAUAAUAAUAAUAAUAUGGUUUUAUCUCUGAUUUGUGUUGACAUCUGAAAAGCAAUCAAAUAAUAACAGGUUUAUUAUCUAGAAAUGACUGUGAUUCUGUUUUAGCUUUAAUGUGCUAGUUUGCACUCCAAAUAAUCACCAUUUUUAAUCAUUUUUCAUGUCAAUGAAAGGCCUUCUUUCAGAGUGAUCUUAAACACUGUGUAACGAAUUUAAAAGAUGAUCCUACACUCUGGAAAUUCAUGUAGAUGAAGCGCAACAGGUAGUGAUAUUGUCAACUAGAGUAUAGUUAUAUGAAUUUUGUAAAUAAUUGUUUCAGUUGAACACUAGAUAUAGUAUUGUAAAGCGCACGCAGGAUCAUUUUAUGAACUAUCCUCGCCCUAUUAGAAUUGGUCAGAAAGGACAGGACAACAUACUAAAAUUACUCAGGUAUUGUCAAAUGAUGUCUUGAAUUUUUAAAAAAAGAAAGAGAUACUGCCCUUUAGAUAAAAUCGUUAUACUUAAUGUUUCGAAACACCUCACAAAUCAUCAAAAUCAUAAUGUUUGUGUACAAUGUUGUUAUUUAUUUAUAAAAAAAAAAAUCAGUUCAUUUGGUCUGUGUUUUCUUUUUUUUUUAGAGCCAAUAGUGGCGUUAAUUCUCCAUGUUUGUGACCGGAGACAAGUGAUUUCUUGACUGUCUCUGAUAGUCAAGAGGAUUUGGAAUUUCAUUUCAUUUCUUUUCUGCAGCUGUCUUACUGACUUGCCUGUGACGAUCUUACAACCCAAGAUUCUGGCUUGGAUUAGCAUGAGCAGCUUUCCUCACAGACAUAUCAGUGUAAGCAUGAGCUUCCAGCACUGUUUUACUGCAAUGACUGUUGAAUGACUUCUAGUUGAUGUAAUUUAACAACAUGCUAAGCUAAGCCAAGCUAAACCACAAUAUAUAGUCAUCAACAAAUGAGUAAAAAACAUCUACUAUCAUGCGACUAUUUGAAUCGUACUCCUAGUUUCCUCUCAUUUUCUUUGAUUCUUUUAAUCUUGUGUUUCUUUUUUUUUUUUGCUUGACUUUAACAGUCUCAAUAUCUUGAUCUUUUUUUUUUUAAUCCAUCCAGCUUUCCCCUUCCUCUUGUUCCUCUCUUUCUUCUGCUAUUUAAUCUGUAUUACCUGUACCAUUGGCUGCUUCAUUUCGCUCAGAUGCUUCAUUAUCAGUGCUUCUGUUUUUAUGCCAUUUCAUUUCUUCGCUCUCUUUGCACUUUAAUUGUAUUGGCAGUUUAUCCUUGAGUGGACUCGACAGAUUUUCUCGUACCAAACAGUUUUCAUGUAAACCAGCUGCUGUGUCUGAUCAAACAUUUGCCAGAUGUCUGUUUCCUUCUUUGGGGGGUAGCCAGCAUGGUUUCAAUUCCAAGUGUUGAGGCAAUAAAACACCCUCAACAGAGUGUAAAUGAACAAAUAAACUUCU